CCUUCUCUUCCUUUUCUCCUUCUCUUUUUCUCUCCUCCUUUCCCAUCUUUUUCAUCGAAAAUCCAUCCAAUUUUUCCUCCUACUUAUCAAACUACCGACUUGUUCCCUGGUCCCGCAUAAAAAAAUCACCCUCGGCCCCAUCCCAGGCUUUAAAACAUGACUUCUAGAAAGAGGAAGCAAGACGAGGAGGAGGAAGAGCUCGUUGCACUUCCCAGUGAUGAGAGUGAAGAGGAAGAAGAAUACAUCUCAGAAGGCGAUGAAGACGAUGAUGCCGAUGAUGUCGAGGAUGACGAAGAAGACUAUGACGAAGAGGGCGAGCCGGAAGAGGAGCAGGGGCACGGCCACAGCAACGGCAAUGGUACUAGUAAUGGCAAUGGUGUAAAGCAUGCAGCCGCGCCACCCCAAGCUCCCCCAAAGAAGAAACUAAAGACGGCUAAUGCUCCCGUCGAGCCUGUUCCUGUCGCCGACAAUGGCGUCGAGGAUGAUGGUGAGGAGGAGUUUGACGAAGAUGGCCUUGGGGAAGAAGAUGAGCUUGAGCUUGAGGAAGAAGAAGAUGGAUUUGAAGAUGAAAUUGAUGGCGAGGGCGAAGGCGAAGGCGACGAAGAGGAGAAUGGCGUUGAUGAACCCAAGAAGCUAGGCAUCGAUGUCGACGUGCCCGCCAAAGUAAAGGCGCAACUGGCAACAGAAGUUGCUGCUAACGGCGAGGAGGCCGAAGAUUAAGCAUAUCGGCAUCUCACAUCGGGUAGCUCGGGCCAGAACAUGUCCCCUGACAUACUCCCUCAUACUUAGGCCUUGCACCAGGCUAGAAUCGUGAGCCG
This is a messenger RNA of Annulohypoxylon maeteangense, 818 nucleotides long. RefSeq lists its product as uncharacterized. NCBI's taxonomy places the organism in Eukaryota, Fungi, Ascomycota, Sordariomycetes, Xylariales, Hypoxylaceae. The record is from RefSeq and is a predicted model, not a curated record. Bases 157 to 720 code for a protein of 187 amino acids. The transcript has 3 exons.